AAUAUAUAAAAUUAAACAACAAUAUAUUUUAUUGAUGUUCAAUACACAAAAAUAUGAGAUAAGAACUCGAUACAGAUGGUUGAUGGUUUGUUUUUUACUAUAAUGACUGUACUUUUAUGAUAGGAAUUCAUAAGUGUAAUAUGUUUAUUAAAAAAUGAGUAACAACAAUAGUCGUGAUACAACAAUGAAUGAUCUACCAUUCCCAGAUCGACCACGUUUACGACGAAUUGAUGAAAGAUUUCGUCCAGAUUUUUUUAAAUUUAGUAAACGCUAUACAUUAGCUAUUUUGUCACAUAUUGGUUUUGCAAUUACAUUUGCAAUACGUAGCAAUGAAUGUAUACAUAAAGGGUCAGUGGAAGAUGAUGUUGAUAGGCUGUAUGCUUUAUUUAUGACAUUAUGGUUCUUGUUUGCGUAUUUUCUUGUACAAAUACCUGCAGGGAUUUGCAGUUAUAAGCACUCAGCCACGCAUUUAUUUGGAAUUUGUAUUUUGGGUGCCUCAAUUACAUCAUUUUUGACGCCAAUUACAGUAGGUUGGUUUAAACCGGCAAUUCAAUAUUCUGCCUUUUUGCAAGGUAUAUUCCAGGGUGCAGCAAGUCCAGCUUACUUUUCAAUGUGGCGAUAUUGGGCACCACCAUUAGAACGUUCAACACUAGUCACAUUAGGAUAUGCGGGCACUUUUUCUGGCGUCGUGAUUGGUUAUCAAUUAUCAGUAACAUUUUGUAGUGUAUUUACUUGGGAAAAGAUUUUAUAUGUUUAUGGCUUGAUGGGUAUAUGUUGGUAUCUAGCAUGGUUAUGGUUGGUAUUUGAGCAUCCGUCUCAACAUCCAACCAUUAUGGAUCAAGAAUAUGUAUACUUACAACAAACGGUUACUAUAAAACAAGAAACACCAGCUUCACCAAUACCCUGGAAAAAAAUCUUUACUAACCUCCCGAUAUGUGCACUAUUUGUGUCUAGCUUCUCCCGUGCGUGGUCUCUUGAAGAUUUUCAACAUUCCAUGUAUUCACAAGUUAAGGAUCACAAAGAGUUUGGCUUUUUGCAUAUUGAAUUGUAUAAUUUAAUUAUGGCACUAUCAAUUCCGGCUGCUGGCUUUGCGGCUGACAUUCUUUUACAAAAAACAUCAUUAUCAGUAACCAAGUUAAGAAAAAUUUAUAUAAGUGGUGGUUUGGUGAUAAAUGCUUUAUUUUUCAUUCCCGCACUGUUUAAUGUUCAGUUUACUUCAGCGUGGUACGAAAUAUCAUUCUGGCCUGUAAUGGUUAUUUAUUGCAUAUCAAUAGCUGGAUUUUAUGCAAAUCAUUUAGAUAUAGCAGCAAAAUAUGCUGGAAUUACAAUGGCCUUAACGAAUGUGAUACAAACAGUAGCUGCAUUAUUGCCAACUGAAUUUGAGUUUGAACUAUUUAGAUUUUUAGAAAACCACAGAAUGUCAUAUAUACUAACUAUAAUGACUGUAUUUAUUGGCGGAGGUAUUUUUUAUUACUUAUACGGGUCAGGUGAAGAACAAAAUUUAGAAGAUAAACCAAUUGAAGGAGAAAAUAAGGAAGAAGAAACGCGAGGAUUUGAAAAUUUUGCCUCUGUGAAUGACUGGAAUCCGGCUGAAGUUCUUGUAGAAUAAUUUUUUGUUUGUUGCAUAGAAACCUCAAGUUUUUUAAAGAA
Messenger RNA from Chrysoperla carnea, 1650 nucleotides. Its product is annotated as vesicular glutamate transporter 2-like. Gene Ontology annotation, biological process: monoatomic anion transport; synaptic transmission, glutamatergic; neurotransmitter loading into synaptic vesicle. Gene Ontology annotation, cellular component: synaptic vesicle membrane; excitatory synapse. The record is from RefSeq and is a predicted model, not a curated record. NCBI's taxonomy places the organism in Eukaryota, Metazoa, Arthropoda, Insecta, Neuroptera, Chrysopidae. Bases 155 to 1609 code for a protein of 484 amino acids. Gene Ontology annotation, molecular function: L-glutamate transmembrane transporter activity; neurotransmitter transmembrane transporter activity. The transcript is spliced from 7 exons.